AUGGCUGACGCCCACGCGCUAGACGCCCCGGCGGUCAUUUUCGACAAUGGGUCUGGGCUGUGCAAGGCCGGGCUGUCCGGGGAGAUCGGGCCCCGCCACGUGGUCAGCACCGUGGUGGGGCACCCCAAGUUCCCCGUGGCCUCGGCGGGGGCCGCCCAGAAGCUCUUUGUCGGGGAGGAGGCCCUGCACAAGGGCGACACCCUGCACCUGUGCCGCCCCAUCGAGCGCGGCCUGGUCACCAGCUGGGACGCCAUGGAGGCGCUCUGGAGGCACCUGUUCGAGUGGGAGCUGGGCGUGAAGGCCUGUGGCCAGCCGGUGCUGGUGACCGAGCCCGCCCUGAACCCCAGGGAGGCCCGGGAGAAGGUGGCCGAGCUCAUGUUCGAGACCUUCCAGGUGCCGGCCUUCUACCUGUCGGACCAGGCCGUGCUGGCGCUCUACGCCUCGGCCUGCGUCACGGGCCUGGUGGUGGACAGCGGGGACGGCGUCACCUGCACCGUGCCCAUCUUCGAGGGCUACUCGCUGCCCCACGCGGUCGGCAAGCUGCACGUGGCGGGGCGGGACAUCACGGAGCACCUGGCGCAGCUGCUGCGGGCGGGCGGGCGGGCCUUCGCCUGCGGGCUGAGCACGGCGCUGCUGGACGACAUCAAGGAGAAGCUGUGCUACGUGGCGCUGGAGCCGGCGCGGGAGCUGGCCCGGAGGCCCGAGGAGGUGCUGCGGGAGUACAAGCUGCCGGACGGCAGCCUCGUCCAGAUCGGCGACCAGCUGUUCCAGGCGCCCGAGGCCCUGUUCGCGCCCCAGCAGCUGGGCCUGCAGAGCCCCGGCCUCGCCCAGAUGGUCUCGUGCAGCGUGGCCAAGUGCGACGCCGACGUCCAGAACACCCUCUACGGGGAGAUCGUGCUCUCGGGGGGCACCACCCUGUUCCCGGGGCUGGACGACCGGCUGCUGAAGGAGCUGGAGCGGCUGGCCUCCAAGGGGACCCCCAUCAAGAUCACGGCGCCCCCCGACCGGUGGUUCUCCACCUGGAUCGGGGCCUCCAUCGUCACCUCCCUGAGCAGCUUCCGGCAGAUGUGGGUCACCUCGGCCGACUUCAAGGAGUUCGGGACGUCCGUGGUCCAGAGGAGAUGCUUCUGA
This is a messenger RNA of Phyllostomus hastatus (greater spear-nosed bat), 1131 nucleotides long. RefSeq names its product actin related protein T2 (gene ACTRT2). The transcript has a single exon. Lineage: Eukaryota; Metazoa; Chordata; Mammalia; Chiroptera; Phyllostomidae. The coding region runs from base 1 to 1131 and encodes 376 amino acids. The record is from RefSeq and is a predicted model, not a curated record.